Molecule: messenger RNA, 1583 nt
Organism: Neomonachus schauinslandi (Hawaiian monk seal)
Lineage: Eukaryota; Metazoa; Chordata; Mammalia; Carnivora; Phocidae
Gene: TMEM64
Product: transmembrane protein 64
Exons: 3
Coding region: 1-1146 (381 amino acids)
Source: RefSeq, a predicted model, not a curated record
AUGUGGAGCCCCAGCGGGAGCCUGCUCCAGGCACUACCCCGGCUCCUGCAGCACGCCGCCCUCCAGGGCCGAACCGAGCUGCCGGCCCGCUGGGCCCUGCCGCGGGCAGCGGGCGGGGACGACGCGGCCGAUCGCCUCCCCCGCGGGGGCGGGGCGAGCGCGGCGGCGGCGGCGGCGGCUGCCUCCGGCGCCCUGCUCGGCGCCUAUCUGGAGCGCCACGGUCCGCCAGCAGCCUCGGAGCUGCCGGCGCCGGGCGGGGCCUUGGCGGGCGGCCCCGGGAGCGGCAGCGGCGGCGGCGUGGUGGUCGGCGUGGCGGAGGUGAGAAACUGGCGCUGCUGCUGCCUCGGCAGCACCUGUUGGUGCCGGAGCCUUGUGCUGGUGUGCGUGCUGGCCGCGCUGUGCUUCGCUUCCCUGGCCCUGGUCCGCCGCUACCUGCAGCACCUCCUGCUCUGGGUGGAGAGCCUCGACUCGCUGCUGGGGGUCUUGCUGUUCGUCGUGGGCUUCAUCGUGGUUUCGUUCCCCUGCGGCUGGGGCUACAUCGUGCUCAACGUGGCCGCCGGUUACCUGUACGGCUUCGUGCUGGGCAUGGGACUGAUGGUGGUGGGCGUCCUCAUCGGCACCUUCAUCGCGCAUGUGGUCUGCAAGCGGCUGCUCACUACCUGGGUGGCCGCCAGGAUCCAGAGCAGCGAGAAGCUGAGCGCCGUUAUUCGCGUCGUGGAGGGAGGAAGCGGCCUGAAAGUGGUGGCGCUGGCCAGACUGACCCCCAUACCUUUUGGGCUUCAGAAUGCAGUGUUCUCGAUUACUGAUCUCUCCUUACCCAACUAUCUGAUGGCAUCUUCGGUUGGACUGCUUCCUACCCAGCUUCUGAAUUCUUACUUGGGUACCACCCUGCGGACAAUGGAAGAUGUCAUUGCAGAACAGAGUGUUAGUGGAUAUUUUGUUUUUUGUUUACAGAUUAUUAUAAGUAUAGGCCUCAUGUUUUAUGUAGUUCAUCGAGCUCAAGUGGAAUUGAAUGCAGCUAUUGUAGCUUGUGAAAUGGAACUGAAAACCUCUCUGGUUAAAGGCAAUCAACCAAAUACCAGUGGCUCUUCAUUCUACAACAAGAGGACCCUAACAUUUUCUGGUGGUGGAAUCAAUAUUGUGUGACUCUAAUGAAAUGUAUGAUUGUCAAGAGCUAGUGUGCUGUCCAAGGUCUAGUGGUCACCUUACCAGCGGGCAGAGACAAGUUCUAAUUGUAUUAUGGCACAAAUAAAACUGACUAGUUUUUAAAUUGCACAAUUUUUUUAAAGGAAGAAUCAUUUUCUGGAUAUGUAAUUGUAAAUGUAGAUGCAAAUUUGGGCUGCACCUCUUUAUCAUUUAUUACGCCCACAGUGGCCCAUAGGUCUGCACUUUAGUGUUUUUUAAUUGUUUUCUUUCUGGGUACUUAAGAACAGAGAAAUAACCCAAAUAUUUUUCUGCUUAGUGUCUUUAUUUAUAAAGUCCAUGAAUAGUUGUAAGCAUCUUCCCUACUUAUAAUGAUGAGUAAAAGUAAGUAAUUUAAAUGUAUGAUAUUAUUUAGAUGUUCUGUGUCCUUUUCAGAAAAG